UCAGGUGAGGUGUGGGGGCAGAUGCUUUGACUGGUUGUUGAAUACAGGAAGUCCUCUUUUCAAAAUGACCACCAGGCUGCUGUGCAGAUGGGCACGAUUGUUUCCUCGCUGUCCUCAGGCUGCUACAGCCUCAGCCCGACUACAGACCUGCACAGUCCACCAGACAGAGCCAAUGUGCCAGAUGUCCCUGUCUUGGAUCCGUCCUUCUGCUAGGCACCUUUGUCAGGGCAGUGAACUAGCUAGGAUGGAGGAGACGACAUUACCAUAUGAACAAACACAACUAGUCCGACUUGUUGAAAAGGUAUCCACCCCAGAGGAAGUGCUUCAGUUGUGGGCAGAACAUGGCGGAUCUGCCAGUGAUGCUGCCAGGUGUCUGGUCCAGCUGAACCUGCGGGUCAUGGAGAAGGGUGGUGAAGGAAUCCUGCAGGAUCCGCGGUGCGAGAGCAUGCUGGAGACCGUACACUCUCAGGUGUCCUCAGUGUGGAAUGGUUCUCUGGUGGGUCUUCUACGUGCUCUCACUAUGUUGGGUCUCCCUUCUGAUGCCCCUCUACUCUGCUCCAUCCAGAAUGAAGUGCUCUGGAGGAUCCGGCGCCUCACCUACCGGCACCUGGCGUACCUGGUGGACUGGGUAGCCUUUCAGCGAAGACAAGGCCUUGCUGAGCAUAAGAGACUUCUUACAAAAACAAAUCAACCCCAAACGUAUGAAAAUGAAGCGCUUACCACAGCCCUGCUGAAACAACUGGAGCUACGCUGGACAGAGCUGUGUGACAGUCGUACCAUCAGCAUUCUCAUGGGCCGUGCUUCGCUCUUCACCCCCUCUCUCAUGGACAAACUGGAGGACAAAGCUCUGGAGUUGGCAGAGAGCUUCACCGCAGAGGAUAUCCGGAGGGUGGCAUUUGCACUGGCCUCUCAAAACAGGCGUGCCGUUCCUUUAUUACGUGCUCUCUCAUACCACCUGAACCAGAAACCCUCUUUUGAACUCAAAACACCAUUGCUGCUUGACAUCGCAUACGUUUAUGGUAAGCUGAAUUUUCAUCAGACACAUGUGCUCCAGAGAAUAGCGACAGAGCUGUUGCCUAGGUUAUCAGAACUGAGUUCCCUCGAUGUCACCCGCUGUGCCAAGUCUCUAGCCUUUCUCAAGUGGCUCCACUUGCCUAUGUUUGAAGGCUUUGCUCAGCACUAUGUGAGUAAUAGUGAAAACUACAGCACUCUGCAGGUGUGUAAUCUCUUCAUAUCUUUCGCCAAACUCAACUUCCAACUCGGCAAAGGAGAGGAGUUUUACCAAAAGGUACACAAAGCUUUGGAAGGUUCCUUUCAGAAUUUAGAGCCAUUCCUGAAAACAGACGUGGUCUGGUCCCUGUGUGUGCUGAACCAAGCCAAUCCUUAUUACAUCUCCUCUGUUACCAAGUAUGACUUUCAGAAGAAACUUACAGCAGGUGGCAUUGUGGAUCGGACUGAGAGCUAUCGGCUGAAAUUGCUGCAUAUCUCUGCCUUUGCUCAGCUGGAGCCUCUAGGAAUCACUAUUGAAUCCCCCACUGUGCUGCUGCCAGCUCCCCAGGGCAAAGUGGAGGUCAGCACCCCUCUGCAGAGCAGCCUACACACAGCCCUCCAGAGCCUGACAAACGGCCGGACACAGGCCCUCCGCACUGCUGUCAAAACCAUAUUCGGCUGGACAAUAGAUGGAGAGCUUAUGGUAGAUUCAGAAAGUAAGCCUAUUGAUUUGGAGAACUUGAAAGCCCCUCAUUUACCUGGAGGCGGUGGACGUGAUGCCUUACCUGCAGGGGCACGGAGAAUAGCAUUUGUGGCUUGGGAGUUUCCUAACUUUUGUCUCAGGAGCAAGGAUCUGCUGGGCCGCUUUGCCAUGCAGAAACGCCACCUACAGCUGGCUGGGUUCAUAUUGGUGGAGGUGCCGUACUUUGAAUGGCUGGAGCUGAAGUCCGACUGGCAGAAAGUGGCUUACUUGAAAGACAAAUUAGGGAAGGCAGUGACUGAGGACAUGGCUAAAUGAGCCAUCAAGCCUGUCAAUAACUUUAAAUACUUUUGACACAGGCUGCUCAUAGACAUCAACAGCGCCAGACAAUAACAUGACUUACAGGUGAAGGAAUGACAUAGAUAUUGAGUACUACAUAUACACACAACAGAGAGAUUGCUGCAGCAUCCUCAAGUCCCAUAACCCAUCUGAACAUCAGAGUGGAAAUCAAAUGCGUCUGGGAACUGUGAUCAAUCUCUGCAGGAACAGAAAGCAGAGCCUCCAGAAAUCAGCAGAUGCUCGGAAGCAACAGAGUUGUGUAUCCGCUGCCUUCCC
Sinocyclocheilus rhinocerous is the source of this 2305-nucleotide messenger RNA. RefSeq names its product protein TBRG4-like. The transcript has 12 exons. The coding region runs from base 65 to 2008 and encodes 647 amino acids. The record is from RefSeq and is a predicted model, not a curated record. Gene Ontology annotation, molecular function: RNA binding. Gene Ontology annotation, biological process: regulation of mitochondrial mRNA stability; mitochondrial RNA processing. NCBI's taxonomy places the organism in Eukaryota, Metazoa, Chordata, Actinopteri, Cypriniformes, Cyprinidae. Gene Ontology annotation, cellular component: mitochondrial matrix; ribonucleoprotein granule.